UUUGUUUAAUGUGUAUAAAUAAUAUAUGCACUAGUUUGUUGUCAGAGGAGAGAAUAAUCGGUGAGGAUGGCGAAGAGAUUUCUCGGGAGACUAGAGAAUCGCUUUGGGGUUUGAAUUAUAUUUGCUACUCCUCAUCCCACAAUAACUGUAGAGGGAGAGGGAGAUGGAGAUGUGAGCUGCCCACAUGGUGAACCCGUCUCCUGUCCUCUUAAAGCAGCAGCACGCCUGGUCCUGAUGGCAGCAAUGGCAGCCAGAGAUAUACAUCUCCGUGCAUCUCUCAUGGUGGUCUCGCCUACCAGUCCCAUUAACCCCACAUCAUCCGUCCGUCUUGUCGCUUUCCUUCUCCCCAUUCAUUUUUUUCAUCAAAAAAAUGAACAAUUCCAUCCCGUUAAUUCGAACAGCUAGCUAGCUGCUUGGCCAUCUGUGAAUCGAUUACGCAAAGGACAAAAUUUCAAAGCCAAAGUUAAAGGAAAAAAGUGAAUUCAAGAAGAAGAAGCAGCAGCAGCAACAGCAGGAGGUGGAGAAGAAGGAGAAGAAGGAGCGGUAUGCAGUUGCAGGCAGGUGCGCAGUAGUGGCAACGAUUCUUCUCCUUUCUCUCUCGCUGACUCCAAUUUCUGCUACUUCUCCUCGGGAUUCCUCCCCUCUCUCUGCUACCUUUUCCCACUACUUAUACGCUCCAUUUCCUUCCCUUCCUACUGCUCCAACUGUACUGCGGUGGCAGAGGAAGGGUCUGGAGAAGGGCAGAGGGAGGAUGGGGAGGGACGGAGGAGAGAGGUUGAGCAUGUGUUCGUCUUCUCCUUCUUCUCCAGGGAAGAAGUGGCCACAGAUGAAAGACGCACUCCUUGUUGCUCCAGCAAACAACUACAAAGGUACAACCGCUACCGCCACCCUCAGCUCUGACACGCACUAUAAUAAUAAUAAUAAGGUAAGGGAUCAGUCGAUGGUGGAGAAGGCGUCGCCGGCGAUGGCGAAGGUCGAGGCGCUGCGGUGCCCCCGGUGCGACUCCGCCAACACCAAGUUCUGCUACUACAACAACUACAGCCUCGCGCAGCCUCGGCACUUCUGCAAAGCCUGCAAGCGCUACUGGACCCGCGGCGGCACCCUCCGCAACGUCCCUGUCGGUGGCGGGUGCCGGAAAAACAAACGCGUCGUCAAGAAACCCGCCGCCGCUGCCGUCGGAAACCCCUCUCGCCCUCUUAUAAGCCCGCCGCCGGAUCGUCAUCGAAUAAUUCAUACUAAUUCUCUUCCGGCGGACGCUGGGAGACCAGGGGCUGCCGCCGCCGCGCUCUACGCGCACCACGCCCUGCAGCAGAUGGCCUCCGCUGCCUCGUUGCCGCUAGUCUUUGACGGCCUCGCCGACCCGUCCUAUGAUCUGCUGCCGCAUCUCGGCCUCGGAGUGCUCUCCUCCAACCAAGAUCUCGGCUUUCAGCACCUGCCGCCGGUGAAUUCCAUCCUGAGCGACGACAAUCUACUGAUUGGGCCCUCUAUGCUUCCCUCUCCAUCACUCUUUCCGUCGAGCAUCAAGCAUCCGAUGAAGCAAUUAGAGGAUCAAUUCGACCAGUCUUUGCUCCCAUUCGACACGAGUGCUGAUCAAUUGGAGGCCUCCGCACUGACCAACGGAGGCAUCAACGGGAUGAUGAAGGAAGUCAAACUAGAAUCGUCGCAGAGCAACAAUAUGAUGACUGGCAACAGCUUCUCGCAGAAUUGGCAGAACUCCAUUGCCCCCUCCCAUGUCAAUCCCCUGGAUAACUUCCUUCCGACACCUUCAGUUUCCAUGUACUGGAAUUCAACCACCGCUGCUGCCGGCGGCGGCAUUAGUUGGUCGGAUUUCAACACAAACUGCAGUUCCUCCAUUGCUCCUCUUAUCUAAUUCCUUGUUAGCAUCAUCCCUCAACUUAAAGUAAGAUCAUUGGCUUCUUCAUCUUCUUCAGUUUUCAUAAAUUAAGAUAAUUACUGGCUUGCAUUGCAUCGAUCGAUCUACUCCCAAUAGCCAGAGGAAUUAACAAGUAUACUCGGAUCGGAUAGAUCCUGACGGUUCGCAAGGAAAUUAAGGUCUCAUCAUCAAGCCCCUUGUGUUUUUAAAUCAUCGUGGCACCAAACAAGACUGGUUUAAUUUGCCCCCAGAAGAACAUCGACAAUCUCACUGCUGGAAAUUUAAUAAGAAGAUGAUCAGCUGCAGUUCUUAAUUGCAUGUAUGUAUAUAUAUAGCAGGGAUUAUGAUCUACUGGUGUGGUUGGUUUUAAAAUUCUUCAUCAGUUCAUAUCAAUAUCUAAUAAUAGUUGAUCUGCUGAAGAGACAUGCCAUUUAACAAAUGAUAUUAUUUGUUUUUUCACUUUCAUUUCUUUGAAGUGCUUGCAGGAAUUAAGGACUUGGUAUAAUUUUCCUCGAGUUGGUGUGGGACUAGUAGUGUUUCCUUGUUUUUGUUCAUAUUUUUCUUUUCUGUACUGUAUUAAUUGAUACAUUAAUGAACUUGUUUGCUUUGCUCUCAAGAUUAUUACAUUGUUGUUCA
This is a messenger RNA of Zingiber officinale, 2509 nucleotides long. Its product is annotated as dof zinc finger protein DOF3.5-like. The record is from RefSeq and is a predicted model, not a curated record. Gene Ontology annotation, biological process: regulation of DNA-templated transcription. Lineage: Eukaryota; Viridiplantae; Streptophyta; Magnoliopsida; Zingiberales; Zingiberaceae. The transcript is spliced from 3 exons. The coding region runs from base 752 to 1870 and encodes 372 amino acids. Gene Ontology annotation, molecular function: DNA binding; DNA-binding transcription factor activity.